Messenger RNA from Lycium ferocissimum, 1115 nucleotides. RefSeq lists its product as uncharacterized. Bases 435 to 1115 code for a protein of 226 amino acids. The transcript has 4 exons. Lineage: Eukaryota; Viridiplantae; Streptophyta; Magnoliopsida; Solanales; Solanaceae. The record is from RefSeq and is a predicted model, not a curated record.
GAGCUUAUUUUUUAAAGAUCUUACUUCGACCACUCUACGAGUGGAUGACAUGGAAAGAUUAGAGGCAGACAUCCCGCAAAUCUUGUGUAAGUUAGAACGUAUAUUUCCCCCUGGGUUCUUUGACUCAAUGGAACAUUUGCCUGUGCACCUGCCAUAUGAAGCAAAGAUUGCUGGACCUGUACAAUAUCGAUGGAUGUAUCCUUUUGAAAGGUAAAUUUGAAACUUUAUGUUCAAAUUGUGACAAGUAUGCUAAACAUAACUUUUCUAAUAUAACGGUCCAUCCAUUUAUGUAUUUAGGUACCUCGGAACUCUUAAAAGAAUGAUUGGGAAUAAAGCUAGUGUUGAGGGUUCCAUUUGUGAAGCAUACUUGAUGAAGGAGUCAACACAUUUGUUUUCUCAUUAUUUUGAACCUCAUGUCAUGACACGUAAUCACGAUGUGGACCGUAAUGAUGAUGGUGGUGCUUGUAGAAGAUCUUGAAGGAAAUUUAUCAAUAUUCACCCAUCCCGGUCGACUAUGGGGAGAAGCAAAAAAGAGGAAUUUAUCCCUUGAAGAAAUCAAGGCUGCCCAAACUUACAUUUUACUAAAUUGUAAAGAGGUUGAACCGUUUGUGAGUAUGUAUGUGCAACGUCUGCAAGGAGAAUUCCCGAAUCUAUCUCAAGGUCAAAUAGAUGAGAGCCUUGAAGCAUAUUUCUCUAUAUGGUUCAAGGAAUAUGUCCGCUGCAACCAUAUUGAGAAUAAAUUCUUGCGUAGUCUUGCUCAUGGACCACUAAUAGGCGCUACAUGUCAUUCUGUGUAUUUUACUAAUGGAUACAAAUUUCACACAGACAGUCAUGGUAGCGCAAGAUCAACAAUGAACAAAGGAGUUUGUAUCUCGGAUCCAAAUUUUGGUGAUUACUAUGGACGGAUAAAAGAGAUUAUACAAGUGGAAUUUCGUGAAGAUCCUUUAAAGCAACUGUGUUAUUCAACUCAUAAUCAGUACAAAUUGGUUGAUGUUAAUCAUCGUCGCCGAUAUAAAAAAUAUGAACCUUUUAUUCUUGCGAUGCAAGCAACUCAAGUGUGUUAUGUGUCGUAUCCUAGCAAGAAAAAGGAUAAGGAUGAUUGGUCGCCGUGUUGA